GCCAGAAAUUAUCUGAGAUCAAUCAUUAGUGCAACGCCGCGCUUUAUCUCCUCUCUUCUCCAACUCUCCUCUCACUCACUUUCUCACUCUCCAUGGGCUCACAUUCUACCCUCUCUCUCUGUUCUCAUCCAACGGUGAAUUUUGAGUUUAAUCUUAGAAAAGUUGGCUGCGGAAGGCAGCAAUCAUUGAACAGUUCAUCGAGUUAUUGUUUGCUUCAUAUUUCGCCGGUUUAUAUCAGUAGAAGAAGAAAUUGCUUGCAAUUGAGACAUGUAGUCGUUCGAGCUGCUUCUUCUAGGGCGAAUUCUCGGAGAGUUUAUAAGGAAUCACAAGCGCAAACACCGGCAAUAAAUGUUGAACAAAUUACUUCGUUUGUUGUGCCCGCUGGUGCUUUUGUGGUUAUCUCUUUUGUUUUGUGGAAGUUGGUGGAGAAAGUUCUUCUACCCAAACCAGCCAAGACUACAUCAGAAGAAAGCAAAUCUACUCAGGGAUUGAAGUGGUCCAUUGGCGCUGGGACAAACUUGUUGCCUGGUUUUGGUGCAAAGAUUGAAAGAGAAUCCAAGCUGAGGCUUAAUGACUUUGCUAAAGAGCUUAGAUCUUUCAGCAUUGUUGACAUGUCAGGUCGUAACUUUGGAGAUGAGGGGCUCUUUUUCCUAGCAGAGAGUUUAGCAUAUAAUCAGACGGCCGAGGAAGUAAAUUUUGCUGCUAAUGGAAUAACUGCAGAUGGAUUGAAGGCCUUUGAUGGCAUCUUGCAGAAAAAUAUUGCUCUAAAGACUCUUAACCUAUCUGGAAAUGCUAUUGGGGAUGAAGGAGCCAAGUGUCUAUGUGAUAUACUGGCAAAUAACUCUGGUAUUCAGAAGCUCCAGCUGAACAGUACUGGCUUAGGAGAUGAGGGAGCCAAAGCCAUUGGUGAAAUGCUGAAAUCAAAUUCAACCUUGCGUGUUCUUGAACUAAACAAUAAUCUGAUUGACUAUUCUGGACUUUCUGGUCUUGCUGGAUCACUUUUUGAGAAUAAAACUUUACAAUCCUUACAUCUCAACGGCAACUAUGGUGGUGCUUUAGGGGCUGCAGCAUUGGCUAAAGGCCUGGAGAGCAACAAGUCCUUGAGGGAACUUUAUUUGCAGGGGAACUCUAUUGGCGAUGAAGGGGUACGGGCAUUAAUUUCUGGCAUAUCUUUGCGUAAAGGGAAACUUGUCGUACUUGACCUUGCCAACAAUUCAAUUACUGCUAGAGGUGCAUUUCAUGUUGCAGAAUACAUCAAAAAAAGCAAAAGCUUGCUGUGGUUGAAUCUCUAUAUGAAUGACAUUAAAGAUGAGGGAGCUGAAAAGAUUGCAGAAGCUUUAAAAGAGAACCGCUCAAUAACUAACGUCGAUCUUGGUGGAAAUGACAUACAUGCUAAGGGUAUCAGUGCCAUAGCACAAGUGCUGAAAGAUAAUUCUGUCAUUACCUCAUUAGAACUUGGUUACAACCCCAUUGGACCAGAGGGGGCAAUGGCAUUAACAGAUGUACUCAAGUUUCAUGGAAAUGUAAAAGAUCUAAUGCUUGGUUGGUGUCAGAUCGGACCCAAAGGUGCGGAAUAUUUUGCCGAUAUGUUGAAGUACAAUGGUACCAUAUCAACUCUAGACUUGCGAGCCAAUGGACUUAGAGACGAGGGUGCAAUAUGCAUUGCUCGGAGUUUAAAGGUGGUCAAUGAAGCUUUGACGACACUCAAUUUAGGGUUCAACGAAAUUAGAGAUGAAGGAGCUUUCUCAAUCGCUCAAGCACUCAAGGCAAAUGAAGAUGUAAGACUCACAUCUUUAAAUCUUGCCAGCAAUUUCCUCACCAAAUUAGGACAGACAGCGCUCACAGAUGCAAUGGACCAUGUGUUUGAGAUGACUGAGAAGGAGCUUGCUGUUAUGUUUUAAAAUACUACUAGUCCUUUUAUCAGAUAUAUUUUCUUCCUACUUUCUAUUCUUGAGGUUGGGGCGAGGCUGCAUAGAGGAGGAUUUUGUUUCUUUCUUUUUCUUUUUUCCUUUUUGGGAAUAGAAUCACAGCCCACCAUGAUAUUCUUUCCACUUAAUGUGGAUUAAGAGUUCCACCUUAGUUCCCUUUUGUGACUGAAUUAUUUUGAGUGGGGAAUGGUGGAAAUUUUGAUAUCGAGUUAUAUAUGCUGAUAUUAUCAAGAGUUACUCAUUUUCUGAAUCUUUUUUUAGCUUGAUAACCUAAGAGGCAUGUAUAGAUGAUACUUCUAUUGAGCACUUCAGGUUCAUUCUCUGGUU
This is a messenger RNA of Lycium barbarum (goji berry), 2255 nucleotides long. RefSeq lists its product as uncharacterized. The transcript is spliced from 18 exons. The record is from RefSeq and is a predicted model, not a curated record. Gene Ontology annotation, cellular component: perinuclear region of cytoplasm; nucleus; cytosol. Gene Ontology annotation, molecular function: small GTPase binding; GTPase activator activity. Bases 93 to 1901 code for a protein of 602 amino acids. Lineage: Eukaryota; Viridiplantae; Streptophyta; Magnoliopsida; Solanales; Solanaceae. Gene Ontology annotation, biological process: activation of GTPase activity; nucleocytoplasmic transport.